ACACUAGGGGGAUCUGCCUCUGGGAUCUGUUCCCAGCUCUUGUGUUCCACAGGGAGGAGAAAACCUUGCUGGGUUCAUGUGAGAGAUGGCGAAUGCUGAGGUGAGCGUCCCUGUGGGCGAUGUGGUGGUUGUACCAAGUGACGGGAAUGAAGGGGAGAAUCCGGAGGAUACCAAAACCCAAGUGAUCUUGCAGCUCCAGCCGGUGCAGCAAGGGAUUUACCAAGAGGGCUCUGAGGCCAGCGCUGCUGUGGUGGCCGUUGAAACCCAUACCAUUCACAAGCUGGAAGAAGGGAUUGACCCCAGCAGCCUUGAAACGAGUGAGGAAAUUGAGAUCGCAUACCCCAUCACCUGUGGGGAGAGCAAAGCUAUCCUCCUCUGGAAGAAGUUUGUCUGUCCAGGAAUUAACGUCAAGUGUGUGAAGUUCAAUGACCAACUGAUUAGCCCAAAGCACUUCGUCCACUUGGCUGGGAAGUCUACCCUGAAGGAUUGGAAGAGAGCCAUUCGCCUUGGAGGAAUCAUGCUAAGGAAGAUGAUGGAUUCGGGGCAGAUUGACUUCUACCAACAUGACAAAGUUUGCACCAACACCUGUCGAAGCACCAAGUUUGAUCUCCUGAUUAGCAGCGCUAGAGCACCAGUGCCAGGGCAGCAGAGUGUGGUGCAGACUCCAACCUCAGCUGAUGGGAGCAUCACCCAGAUCGCACUGUCGGAGGAGAGUAUGGAGGAGGGGAUCGAGUGGAACUCGGCUCUGACAGCUGCUGUCACCAUGGCCACUGAGGAAGGCAUGAAAAAAGACACAGAUGAGAUCUCAGAGGAUACGCUUAUGUUCUGGAAAGGAAUAGCUGACGUGGGGCUGAUGGAAGAGGUGGUGUGCAACAUCCAGAAGGAGAUAGAAGAAGUCCUAAAAGGUGUGCAGCAGCGGUUGGGUCAGUCUCCCUUCCAGAUUACAGAUGCUGCAGUCCUGAACAAUGUCGCCCAUACAUUUGGCUUAAUGGACACAAUCAAGAAGGUAUUGGACAACAGGAAAAACCAGACAGAGCAAGGAGAGGAGCAGUUUCUUUACACACUGGCAGACCUGGAGCGGCAGCUGGAAGAACAGAAGAAACUUGCCAGGGACCAGAAGGCCAAGUCCCAAACCAUCCAGAACGUGGUGCUGAUGCCCAUGAGCACUCCCAAGCCCCCCAAGAGACCCCGUCUGCAGCGCCCAGCCUCUGCCACCAUCCUCAGCCCCUCCACUCCCAUCCAGCAGCCUCAGUUCACUGUCAUCUCCCCCAUCGCCAUCGCGCCCGUUGGACAACAGUUCUCUGUGGGCAACAUCCCAGUGGCAACCCUCAGCCAAGGCUCCAGCCCGGUGACUGUUCAUACCUUGCCGUCUGGCUCCCAGCUCUUCCGAUAUGCCACUGUGGUUUCAUCCUCCAAGACCAGUUCCUCAGACACUGUUACCCUGCACCCGUCCUCCAGCCUGGCACUGCUGAGCUCAGCAGCCGUGCAGGAUAGCGGGGCCCUGGCCAACAUGGCGGCUGUGGUCAGCCCUGUGGAACUGGUGGCCAUGGAGUCUGGCAUUACUUCUACCAUCCAAGCUGUGGAAGGCACCUCGGACGAUGGGCAGACCAUCAUAGAGAUCGACCCGGCACCAGAUCCUGAGGCAGACACAGAUGAAUCAGAGGGCAAAGCUGUGAUCCUGGAGACAGAGCUGAGGACUGAGGAGAAAGUGGUGGGAGAUGUGGAAGACCAUCAGCACCAGGUCCAUAAUGUGGAGAUUGUGGUCUUGGAAGACUAGUGGGGAAGGCAAGCAUCAGUUAGGGGAAGAGUUGGGAAUUAUUUGGGGAAUUUGUUUUAUUUCAGACUUUUUUGUUAAGCAUCUUUUCCAGCCACCCCAUU
Messenger RNA from Ficedula albicollis (Collared flycatcher), 1878 nucleotides. RefSeq names its product glucocorticoid modulatory element binding protein 1 (gene GMEB1). Gene Ontology annotation, cellular component: nucleus. The coding region runs from base 86 to 1777 and encodes 563 amino acids. Gene Ontology annotation, biological process: positive regulation of transcription by RNA polymerase II. NCBI's taxonomy places the organism in Eukaryota, Metazoa, Chordata, Aves, Passeriformes, Muscicapidae. The record is from RefSeq and is a predicted model, not a curated record. Gene Ontology annotation, molecular function: RNA polymerase II cis-regulatory region sequence-specific DNA binding; DNA-binding transcription activator activity, RNA polymerase II-specific. The transcript is spliced from 9 exons.